Rangifer tarandus platyrhynchus (Svalbard reindeer) is the source of this 300-nucleotide messenger RNA. NCBI's taxonomy places the organism in Eukaryota, Metazoa, Chordata, Mammalia, Artiodactyla, Cervidae. The record is from the annotation of a GenBank genome assembly.
AUGGCUUCAGAGGAGGGUCGAUUUAUUUUCCUAAAACUCGUGGAAAGGCAGGAGUUAAUGGGCACCCAGGAGUGUCGAAGUAUUAGAGUUGGUAAAAGGUGCUGGUACCUGGCCCACGCUUGGGUUCCCUUCCGCCGGGCUUUUGUUGCACCUUCCCCCACGUGUGAGCUGCCGGGCGGCAGCGGUGGCGCGGGGGUCUGGUGGGGGGAAGGUCGGAAAUAUACCAAAGCGAGCGCUGGCCAGGAGUCUGGGGAGAGCGGCCGCGCGGCGAUUGGGCGGCGGGCCGCUGACGCGCGCUGA